Molecule: messenger RNA, 645 nt
Organism: Phytophthora sojae
Lineage: Eukaryota; Oomycota; Peronosporomycetes; Peronosporales; Peronosporaceae
Exons: 1
Coding region: 1-645 (214 amino acids)
Source: RefSeq, a predicted model, not a curated record
AUGACUUUGCUGGGAUGCCCAACGCCAUUAAUCCACUCAACGCUGUCGGAGUGGAAUUGGCUUCAAAGAUGCGUCAUUCCUGUUAUACACGAGGUGACGCUAAGAUUUUUCCUUGGUGAUCUUAUCGUCGGGUCACGACUUUAUUUUUUGAAGUCGCUGAAUCCCACCGUGCAGCAGUGUGUUCGAAGAUCAUGCGUUGCAAUUGAAACAGUUGAGCAUUGCUUCUUUUCGUGCCCAGCACUGGAUGAGGUGUGGACCACAAUGUGGCGGCCUUGGAGCCAAGUGUUUAUUGCAAAAUUAGAUUGGUGGCUACUGCUGUUUCCCAAGCCGCGAGAUCUCAGAGCAAAUUGGAGACGGCAUCAGAAGGAAGUGCUGCUUUGGAGGGUGCAUACUUCCAUAGCGUUUCAUGGUAUAUGGAGACUUCGUAAUGAUAUCUACUUUCAUGAGACGGACGCUAACAAGCCAAACACACAAAGCGUGAAGGCGACAUUUGGCCGACAUUGCCAACUUAUUUUUCGGCAUUCAACAGAGCUUGGAUUUGGCAAACAUGCAGUUUGUGUUACCCUCCGGAGAUUGGGAUUCGAAGAACCCUGUGAAGAAAUUAUUCCCCCGUCACCAAGACGGAUUUGGAUUCCCCGUCAAUAA